Messenger RNA from Closterium sp. NIES-65, 1440 nucleotides. The record is from the annotation of a GenBank genome assembly. Lineage: Eukaryota; Viridiplantae; Streptophyta; Zygnematophyceae; Desmidiales; Closteriaceae.
AUGGCUGGGUCAGUGCCAUGGGGCAUCAACAGCCUGGGGCAGCUGCAGGCCUUGUACGGCACCCCCGGCAUCUUCUGCAAUGACAAUGCCACCUGCCUUGCUGCCCCUACGCCGCCCACCAGCCCGAUGCCCCCUCCUGCGCCACCAGCCAAUCCCACGUCGCCAGCUGUCACCGACUCCAGCUCCCCUGCGUCUGCCAACUCGUCUGCGCCCAACGCCACCUGCCACGUGUGCCAGAGCUACUGCCUCGAUUGCUCCUCCUCUGCACCCACCAACCCCUUGGCUUCCACCAGUUCUCUCUCCUCGGGGGCCAUAGCAGCCAUAGUGGCGGCGGCACUCAUUGCACUCCUUGCUCUCAUCGCCCUGAUCAUCUUGCUCUGGUUCUGCUUCCGCCAAACGAAGCCUGCGUGCAAGCAGUACUCACUGGCGGACAUCCAGCAGGCCACCAACUUCUUCUCGGAGGUCAACCUGAUCGGCUCGGGGGGCUUCAGCGACGUGUACAAGGGCGUGGACCCGCAAGACCCGGAGGUGCUGUGGGCCGUGAAGCGCGCCACGGCCCUCUCCAACGACUUUAUGAAGGAGGUGGCAGACUUGUCACGGCUGAAGCACCCAGCACUGGUGCCGCUGCUGGGGUACUGCAUUGACUACAAUGAGGAGACCCUGCAGAUGGAGCAAAUCAUUGUGUCUCAGUUCAUGCCCAACGGGGAUCUCUCCCAGUGGACCAUGCCAGGGGCCAAGCCCAUGUCGCUGCGUGUGAGGCUGGCGGUGCUGGUGGACGUGGCGGACGGGCUGAGCUUCCUCCACAACCGUCGGAUCGUGCACCGCGAUGUGAAGCCGGCCAACGUGCUGCUGGAUGCAGACAUGCGGACCCGCCUUGCCACCACCGCCACCGAUGUAUACAGUUUUGGAGUGCUACUGCUGGAGGUGCUGACCGGUAGGGAGCCAAUGCUGUCAAUCGAUGGCUCACAGUCACACAUCCGGGACUGGGCAGCUGCCGAGCUCUCCAGUGGUGACAUCAGCUCCAUUAUAGACCCUCGGAUGGUCUCCCCUGCAGCAUCUGGUGCCAGCAUUGUGCAUGCUGAUGUCAUGAAGAGCCUUGCAUCCCUGGCACUGGCAUGCACGGCCAUGCCUGCUGCCUCUCGUCCCCCCAUGGCCAAAUUGCACUCACAGCUGAAGCAGCUGCACGAGGAGGUGGUGAGGCGGGAGGGGGAGAGCAUAUCGCAGCAAGGGAGUGGGCUGGGGGGGCUGGGAACGGGGGGAGGGAGUUGGCUGCAGAGGGAUAACCGUGUGUGCCCCGCAGCUGAGUCUGCGGUAAGGAGUGUGAGUGUUGUGAGGGGAACGACGGAUGGCGAAGGCAGUCCUGAAGAGGAUGAGAGCUUGACUGUUGGGGAGGGGACAAGUGGAGAAGCAAGUAGGAGCACGGGUGAUGACCACAACUGA